Molecule: messenger RNA, 1630 nt
Organism: Theobroma umbraticum
Lineage: Eukaryota; Viridiplantae; Streptophyta; Magnoliopsida; Malvales; Malvaceae
Source: RefSeq, a predicted model, not a curated record
AUGUAAUUUAUUCCUCUUGAAAUGCCCUUUCCUUUGCAAUUUGUCCUAGGAAUGAAGCAAGGAAUCACAGCAGGUUUUGUCCUUAUCGUCCUAACUCCAAGGGCUUAGUUCCUGCUGACAUACCCUUUAUAAAACUUCAGUUUGUGCAACAAAUUUUCUCACCUCUCCUCCACUGAUCGACCACUUGAAAGUCCAAACAAGGAGGAGAAAGAAACAUCUUACUGUGUUUUUUUAAGACUUUUAAGACUUACAAAUAGAUAAGAUGAAGUCAUAUACUUUGGUGGUUUUCUUUGUUAUAUUACUAUGCACAGAAGCUGCCAUGGUGCAUGGUGAUGAUAAGGGCAACAAAGGGAAUGGAAACAAUGGCAAUGGCAAUGGCAAAGGCAAAGGCAAAGGCAAUGGCCACGAUGACAAUUACAACGGUAAGGGAAAGAAUAAGGGCAAUGAAAAGGAUAAAAAUAAGGAUAAGCAGAAGAAAAACGAUGGUGAAUUGGAUUACGACAACUUGUCACCAUCAGAGCUUGGCCAAGAAAGAGCAUACUGCAAAGGAAAAGGUGCUUGUUACCAGAAGACCCUUGUUUGUCCAUCUGAAUGCCCCCAGAGGAAGCCUAAGAAGAAUAAGAAGAUUAAGGCAUGCCAUGUUAACUGCGGCAGCAAGUGCGAAGCCACUUGCAAGUGGAGGAAACCAAAGUGCGAUGGCUAUGGCUCUCUCUGCUACGACCCUCGUUUUGUUGGUGGUGAUGGAGUUAUGUUCUAUUUCCACGGAUCAAAGGAUGGAAACUUUGCCAUUGUCUCAGAUGAUAAGUUGCAGAUCAAUGCUCAUUUCAUUGGCACUAGACCACAAGGACGGACUCGUGACUUCACAUGGGUGCAAGCCUUGGCUGUCAUGUUUGAUACUCACACUCUUGUCAUUGCAGCCAACAGAGUUUCUCAGUGGGAUGACAAUGUUGAUGCUCUCAGUGUAAGAUGGAAUGGCGAGGCGGUUAACAUCCCUUAUGACGGAGACGCUGAAUGGAGGACUAAUGGUGAAGAAAGAGAAGUGCUAGUAGAAAGAACUGAUGACAAGAACAGUGUUAGAGUCAAGGUAUCUGGUCUGGUGGAGAUCGACAUAAGGGUGAGACCAAUUGGCAAAGAAGAAAACCGGGUUCACAACUAUCAGUUACCUGAUGAUGAUGCCUUCGCUCACUUGGAAACACAAUUCAAAUUCACCAAUAUGAGUGAUCUUGUCGAAGGAGUCCUGGGAAAGACUUACCGGCCCGAUUAUGUUAGCCCUGUCAAGAGAGGGGUGCCUAUGCCAAUGAUGGGUGGGGAAGACAAGUACCAAACUCCAUCCCUCUUUUCACCUUUCUGCAAUGCUUGCAGGUUUCAGAGACCAUCUGGAGUUGCUAGCAUCUGAAGAGUUUCUCCAUGCUGAUAAUAAUCAGAGAAGAAAUAAAUUGGUCUCUGCAAAUGAACCAAGCUUAUAACUAAACAGAUGAGUCAAUCAUCUUGUUUUGCGUGUUUUUACCUUCCUAAUUUUGUUAUUUUAAACAAAUAAGGGCCAUACGAAAGUUGCCCAUCAUAUACAUAUAAUUAAUUAGUUUUUAUGUGCUUAAAAUAUUUCUUAAUGCUGAAAUGCUUAUCUUGCUAA